AGUGUGCUGUGUCCCGGGAGCCUGGAGCUCCCUGACGGGGCAGCUGCUCCAGACCCCCGCCUCCCAGCAGGCAGCUGGUUGCCUGGGAAGCUCUGGUUCCCAGGGAGAGAGGCGGCAGGAGGAGGGCAGUGUGCUGGUGGGGCUUGCAGAGGGCCAUGGCGGCCCACCCACGCUGCCCCGCCGACUCCGCUUUCUCCCUCACUCCCGCAGCCCCACACCGUCAAGACCAGGUGCUCGGCUGGGAGGCCAAGAGGAGAACCCCAAGGGAGCAGGGCUCAGGGACACUGCAGCCGGGGCCUCCCAGCCUGCCGGGGCCCAUCCCUCAGCCCGCUCCCCUCCCACCGUGUGACUUGGAGCCCCUCUCCAGGGAAACCUGGAGCCUGGCAGCCCCUGAAUAGCGACCCGCUGGCUGCCGCCCGACCAUACCAUUCAUACUGGCAACGGGGGAAGGUGACAGCCCUGGGGCCCCGAGGGGCAGCGCAACCUUGUGCCUGCGUCCCCCUAGUGCCUCCCAGCCCUGAGAAGGCUCCAAGGAGACGGGCUGGAGUGGGGCUGAGCCGUGGGAAGGCUCAGGGGCACCCGGCUCCUCCAGAGAGCUCUGGCUCCCUCGUCCCAGCCCAGUGGCCAUCCCUGCCCCGUUGGCCGGCCCUCCCCUUAGGGCAGGGCCCAGAUUCUCCCAGACAAAGCCAGCUGCGAGUGAGGGGAGAAGGCCUGGCUGGCUGAGGGGCACAGGCAGGGCAGGGUUGGGGUCACGAGCCCCACGCGAAGCUCCUUGGGGGCCCCCUUGGAGAGACAGCCGGAGAGACCGCCCCCCAAGCCGGGACUGCUGAGGGCUGCUCUGAGGCACCAUGAGCACAGAGGCGCCCAGCCUCACCGGCUCCCCGGUUACCAGUCCCCUUGCCUUUCUCACAGCUCAGGAAGCUGCUGCAGGCACCCUGGCGGAGGCGGCCAGCCCGGUCCCAGUGCUUGUGGCCCUGGCCUGCAUUUUCCUCCUGCUGGCCACCUGCCUGCUGUUCAUGGCACUCUGCAAGCCGGCCGCGCUGGACCCGCGCCGCCGCGGCGCCCGCGAGUGCAUGCCCCACCACCCUGGGAGCCCCAGCGAGCCCCAGCUGCGCCUCUGGAAGCGCCUGGGGUCCCUGCGCCGCUCCCUGCGCAGCUUCCACCGGGGCCGGCCCGCAGCCCCUCCACGCCCGCUGCCAGCCUGCAACAACAGCCAGGGCGACUGGGACUGCUCGGAAUCCACCAAGAUGUGACAGGUGGCCACGGCACGCCCCUCCCCCGGUCCACCUCCAGACCUUCCUGCCUGGCCCUGCAGCUGCAGGCAGACAGCAGCCCGUGCAACCUGGGCCACACACUCAUCUCGUGUGCCCAGGCCUGUGCCCUUUCCGGACCUUCCACCCUGAAGACCCCCCAGCUGCUGCUUGCUAAAGGAUCCCUGGGCCAAGGGGAGCACCUGCUGCCGCUGAGCCUACAGGCACAACCUGGGGCUGCCCAGGGCCUCCUCCGGGCAGCGGCACCCCUGCUCCGCCACAGAGCCUUGCUGCACUCUGGGUGCUAAGGCCAGUUCCAGGAGCUGCUGAGCGACAGAGCACCUCUCCAGCCAUGGACACUACUCAGCUUAUACUCGGGCAAGCUUCGGGCCUGCCACCGAUGCCCAUCCACACGAGCGAGCGGCUGGCACCCCACCGGGAGACCUGCGGCCUGGGUGCCGGCUGGGAGGAGGCACCGCCUACAGAGUCACCACCCCGGCAGCUGAGGCCCGAUUCAGUGCACCCGCGUCAGGAGCCACCAGGAAGGGCCGGGGCGGGGAGGGGAGCCGGUGGCUCUGUGCCUCGCCCAGGGAAGGAGUGGCCUCCCCUUCGGUGGGCGGUCCAGACAUCCCCAGGACAGCUGUGGGGCCUCCGGCUGGGGCCACAGAGGCUGUGCUAGUGGAGAUUGCUUCACUGGCCGGCUACCUGCAGAUGCAAUCCCACCCCAGGGAGGCCUCUCAGUACCCCAAGUCCUGGGCCUUCCCCCCCAAGCCACGACUACACACUCUGGUCUGGUUCCAGAUUCGGAGAGUGGACAGAGCGGGCCUGAACUGCCUCGCUCCUGUCCCAGAGUCAGCACCCCUGCCUACCCCGCCGUGACCCACAGUGCAGCCGGCCAAGGCUUCUUGAGGCCUGAGCGCUGGGUUCACCUCCUCCCGGCUCUAAAACCUCCCCUGGCUCCCUGCUUCCCGCUAGAUAACGCCCACGCUGCCCGGCCUGGUGGGCAGCGCCCUCUGGAACUGGCUCCCGUCUCUCUUUCUCCUCAGCUGGGCCUGAGGCAAAGGGGCCCACCCUGUGGAGUCCCCUCUGCUCCGCCUCGAGCUGCCUCCCCUCCCACCGCUCUGGGGGCGGACGAGGAGGACUUCCUGUUGGCAGCCCUCUGGUCUACGUCCUCUCCUUCGUAUCAGGCUGGGAGUCUGUGGAGGGCCAGACCCCCUGCAGCCUCUCUCUGUGCCUCACUGGACACAGAGGGGUGAGGCUUCUGUUUAUCGGUGGCGGGGGGUGGGGCGGGGGUAAGGCAGCCAGGCCGUGUCCACCCCCAGGUGGAAUGCACGCUCUCGGAGCCUGCAGGACCCAGAGCCCUGCUCUCCGCUUGGCUGCCCCGAGACCCUGAAUUCACGCAGGAGUAAAGGGGGAAGGGGUGGGCACGCGUUUGGCACAGCAGGUGGACACCUGCACCUGUAUCAGAGGGCUUGGGUUUGAGUUGUGUCUCCUACUUCUGAUCUAGCUUCCUGGAGACAGCAGGUGAUGGCCCAAGUCCUUAGGUCCCUGGUACCCGCAUGAGAAACCAGAAGAGAGUUCUGGGAUCCUGGCUUCAGCCUGGUCCAGCCCCCGCUCUUGUGGGCAUUUGGGGAGUGAACCAACUGAUGGAGUUGUCCAUCUGCCUUUCAAAUGAAAAUAAAAUAGAAUAAAAAGGAAUGGGGGGUGGGGAAUCUGGCCUGCCCUGCAUCACAGACUGCGGGAUUUCAGUCGGAGCCGCACUGUGCAAAUAGAAACCAAUUCUCUGGGCUUUAGCAAGUGGGGCCGGCUUCCUCCUUCCGUCUCGGAUUCUCCUCCUGGUUCACUUCCCCCAGGGCCUCCCUGAGACUGCCCAGGCUGAAUGCAGUCUGUGGUCGUCCACCCUGGCUGCGCACCAGGCUUGCUCAUUCCUGAGGGUGCACGGGACUGGGUGGGGGCAGCUGCCCUGAGACCUGAGGAGAGCUUCAGGCAGGGGGUCACAGCCCUGGGGCUCUGGCCAGUUGGCUGACACAGGUACAAGGCUGGGUGAGGGGCCCACAGCUUCCUGCAGGGGGCGCUCCAGGGGCCGAGACCCCAGAAGAGAACCUCCUCCUCCUUCCAGAGCUAACAGACGCUGGCCAAUCCCCAGGGCUUCCCGGACGCUCUGCGCCACAGGCCCUGUCCCGGGCACACUCCCAGCCGCCCACUCUCUGCUCUCUGGCAGCCGGGGCCAGAGGCAGGUCCGGAUUCGCUGGCUGGCUCAGGCUCCGGGUCGGAAAGCCCCGGCCAGCGCUCGUCAAGAGAGCGAUUCAUGAAGGCUGGGAUUCAUUCGGGCCGCUCGCCCGCCCCGCUAGCAACCCAGGCCUCCCAGGCAGAGCGGGGGCGGGCACCGCGCUGGGUCUCAGGGCCCUCCCCCGGCUCCCUCGUCACUCCCGCUCCCUGGGCAAAGAAGCCCUUUCUUCCUGGGCCUGCUAUUGCCCAAGAGAGGGCCUGGUCAAAGCCGCGCAGUUCUGGCGUUUGCUGGGCCCACCUCUGAAAGGCCACCCUAGGAGGGCUGUGGGAGCCGGAAGCCGUGGCUGCUCGCCCUGGGAAGGAGGAGAGGGCCGGGUCCCCCUGGCCCCAGAGCAGCAGGCCCGCCCGCACCCCCGCUUCCACCCUCCAGGACCCCACUGAGCAGGUGCACUCAGAGCUGCCACCUGCCUGCACGAUGCUGUGGCCCUCGGGAAUGUCCUCGGGGACGCUGGCCUCGUAGCUGCUCUGCAGGAAGAUGGGCCGGUUGUCGUUCACGUCCAGGACGGUGACAAACACGGUGGCUGUGCCCGUGCGCCGCUUGCCUACGGGGCCGUUGUCUGUCGGGGGUGGAGGAGGACAGGUGUCAGCGGCUGCCUGUGACCAUUCCCGGGUGCCCGGCCCUGGCCUUUGCAGCGUGUGACUGCUCUCCUUUCCAGGGCACGGGUGACAAGGGCUGGGCUUCGCACCGGGCCAGCCCUGGGCCAUGGGCACCGUCACUAUCACCUUACUCAGCAGAGGUGCUGCUGUGGGUUGAGCAGCGGCUCCCAAAAAGUGCGCCGGUGUCAAGUCCCCAGGAAUCCUUGAAUGUAAACUCACGUGGGGACACGGGGCCCCUGCAGAUGUCACUAACUGAAGUGCUGAGCAGGAGACCGACCCGGAUCGUCCAGGGGGCCAGGCAUGCAGUGCCCAGCGUCCUUCCGAGAGAAGGCACGGGGCGAGGCGGGAGGGAGAGCAGGUUCUGAGAGGAUGGAGGCAGAGGCUGGGUUUGUAGCCACGAGCCAGGGACACCUGAAACCACCAGGGACUGCACAGGGCAGGGGGCCCCUCUACUAGAGCCCUUGGCAGGACCAGGGCCCUGCGGUGCCUUGACUGUGCACUUGUGGCUUCCAGAACCACGAAGAGUACGUUUCUGCAGUGCGAAGCCACUGUGCUUGCUAUGUGAAGAUCACGGCACACAGAACUGUCAUGGCCAAGGCUGAGAGCUGCGGGCCCACACGCGAUUCUCAAGAGGACGGAGCAUCUGAACUUUGGAAUAAAAUCUCCUGCUUCUAAGUGUUCCACAA
This is a messenger RNA of Oryctolagus cuniculus (rabbit), 4822 nucleotides long. RefSeq names its product chromosome 15 C10orf105 homolog (gene C15H10orf105). The record is from RefSeq and is a predicted model, not a curated record. NCBI's taxonomy places the organism in Eukaryota, Metazoa, Chordata, Mammalia, Lagomorpha, Leporidae.